Messenger RNA from Cetraspora pellucida, 1050 nucleotides. The record is from the annotation of a GenBank genome assembly. NCBI's taxonomy places the organism in Eukaryota, Fungi, Glomeromycota, Glomeromycetes, Diversisporales, Gigasporaceae.
AUGAAAAUUGUAGAUUCUUAUCAACAUCAAAUAUUUACAAUUAAUAGAAGUAACAAAUUAGAUAAUUUAAUAGAAAUUAGUAGACCUACUACACCUACAAAUUUAACAGAAAGCACUAUAAAUUUAAUAGAAAUUAGUAGACCUAUUAUAUUUACAAAUUUAACAGAAAGCACUAUAAAUUUAAUGGAAACUAGUAGACCUAAUACACCUGUAAAUUUAACAGAAAGCACUAUAAAUUUAAUGGAAAUUAAUAAUUUAAUUAAUAUUAGUAGUACUAAUACUUCAAUAAAUUUAAUAGAAAUAGAAAAAUAUGAAUCUAAUAUUUCAACAAAUUUAAUGAAAAUUAAUAAUUUAAUAGAAUUUAAUGAAUCUAAAACUAAUAAUUUAAUAGAAUUAAUUGAAAUUCAAAAAAAAGAAUUAAUUAAAUCUGCUAAGAAUUUAAAUGAAAUUAAUCAACAAAUUGAUAAUAUUGAAAUUAAUAUUACUAAUAAUAUGGUUUUAAUUAAUAAAGAAAAUUUUAAUCAAUUAAUUAAAUUUAUUAUUCAAAAAGAUUUAAAAAUUAAAACUUUAACUGAUCAAAAUAAUAAUAAUUUAACAACUAUUAUUACAAAUAAUUCUGAACCAAAAUUAAAAGGAUUUUUUGAAGAAAUGAUGAAUGCAUUAAUUCCAAUAAAAAGACUUAUUAAAAUUAAGGAAAAAGCAAAAAAACAAGUAGUUGCAUAUUGUUAUCUUUUAGUUAGAAUAAGAAAUAAGUUUGUAACUAAUUUUAAAUUAGAUCUUGAACUUUUUUUACAAUCUUCAGAAAUGUCUAAUUUAGGAAUUAAGACUUUAUCAAAUGUUGGUUUUAGUGUUUAUUCAAAAACUCUUCAAAGAUAUAAAAAAGAUAUAAUAAAUACUUAUUUAUCUAAACUUAAUAAUUAUUUUGAUUUAAAUUCUAAUGUUUUUUAUUGCUUUAAUAUUGAUGAUUUUUAUAAUAUUCAUGAAAUACAUCAACUAGAUACUACAACUCUUUCUAGUAUAAAUCAUAUAGCCCAUGUGUAUCAAAACUAA